CCGCCGCCCGGGGGGAGCAGCCCCUGCUGGAGACGCACCCCCAGAACCGGGGGGGCGAUGAGGCGCCUGCCCUGGAGGGGGUCGGUGGGGGGCUGUGCUGCAGCCCGUGGCUCCAAGCCCCAGAGAUGCACCUCCAGCUCCUCUGCCAGCCACCCGCUGCCGGAGAGCCCGGGCCAGGAGCCGGGCAAGGGCCAGCGGCGCAUGAACCCCCUUAACAUCCAGAUGCUCUCCAAGACCCUCCACGAGCAGAUCUUCCGGGGGGCCCAGGUAUGCUACUCGGCGGCCGACAUCCAGAGGAGCGUGGAGCACCUGCAGCGCCACGACCUGUGGGGCAAGGAGACCUCCACCCUCCCUGACGUGGACCUGCAGCUGCCCCGCAUGUACGGGGACAACAUCGACGAGCAUUUUCGGCUCCUGGCGCAGAAGCAGAGCUUGCCCUACCUGGAGGCGGCCAACGAGCUGCUGCGGUGCGAGCUGCCCCCCGUGCCCGCCCAGUGGGCAUGGCAGCUCGGCUGGACCCGCUACGGCCCCGAUGGGCAAGCGGAAGCCGUCGACUUCCCCGAAGAGCGGGCGGUGGUGUUGGACGUGGAGGUGUGCGUGGCUGAUGGCCACUGCCCGACGCUGGCCGUGGCGGUCUCACCACACGCCUGGUACUCGUGGUGCAGCAGGCGGCUGCUGGAGCAGCGCUACUCCUGGUCCAGCCACCUCACCCUGGCCGACCUCAUUCCCCUGGAGAGCCCGGCAGCCGCCAGCUGUGCUGGCAAGCAGGACUGGCAGGAGAGAGUGGUGGUGGGACACAACGUGGCCUUCGACCGGGCGUUCAUCAAGGAGCAGUACCUCAUCCAGGGCUCCCGGGUGCGUUUCUUGGACACCAUGAGCAUGCACAUGGCCAUCUCGGGGCUGACGGGCUUCCAGCGCAGCCUCUGGAUGGCUGCCAAGCAGGGCAAGAGGAAGGGACUGCAGCAGGUCAAGGAGCACAUGAAGAAGACACGCAGCAAAACGGAGGGGCCAGCUAUCACUUCGUGGGACUGGGUGCACGUCAGCAGCAUCAACAACCUGGCAGAUGUGCACGCUCUGUACGUCGGGGGGGAGCCGCUGGAGAAGGAGGCACGGGAGCUCUUUGUGAAGGGGACCAUGGCCGACAUCAGGAGCAACUUCCAGGACCUGAUGUCCUACUGUGCCCGUGAUGUCCAGGCCACCCAUGAGGUGUUUCAGGAGCAGCUGCCGCUCUUCAUGGAGAGGUGCCCCCACCCCGUGACGUUUGCUGGGAUGCUGGAGAUGGGGGUGUCCUACCUGCCUGUCAACGGGAACUGGAAGAGGUACUUGGAUGAUGCUCAAGGCAUCUAUGAGGAGCUGCAGAAGGAGAUGAAGAAGUCCCUGAUGAACCUGGCUAACGAGGCCUGCCAGCUGCUGCACGAGGAGAGGUACAAGGAUGACCCCUGGCUCUGGGAUCUUGAGUGGGACACACAGGAGUUUAAGCAGAAGAAGAAUCCGGGGAAGAAGAAGAAGAAGGGUCAGGACACAGAGGUCAGCAAAGCCUCCGUGGUGGCGGCAGGCACAGAUGAGUCUGCACAGGAGUGGCAGGAAGACCCUGGCCCCCCUGGCGAGGAUGAGGAGCUGAAAGCCCCUGCCAGCCAGGUUUGCCUGGAGCGUCUGAAGGAGACAGUCGAGCUGCAACCCAAGAGACUCCAGCACCUGCCAGGCCACCCGGGCUGGUACCGCAAGCUGUGCCUGCGCCUGGAGGACGCCGGGUGGGUGCCGGGACCCAGCCUCAUCAGCCUGCAGAUGAGGGUGACCCCGAAGCUGAUGCGCCUGGCCUGGGAUGGCUUCCCCCUCCAUUACUCGGAGAAGCACGGCUGGGGCUACCUGGUGCCGGGGCGGCAGGACAAUUUGCCAGCAACCCCCUUGGAUAUGGAAGGUCCUCCCUGCCCGCACAGGGUGAUCGAGUACCUGUACAGGCAGUACUGCCUGGAGAAGGGCAAGGAGCAGCCCCCGGGGCUGGACGCUGCCACGGAGGACGAGCUGCUGGUGAUGGACGGCAGCACGAUAUGGCAGAAGGUGGAGGAGCUGAGCCGACUGGAGGUGGACGUGGAGGAGAAAAUGAGCAGAGCAGACCAGAGCCUGGUGCAGGAUGAGAUGGAUGAGCUGUACGAGCUGGGGGAGGUGAGGAGCCAGCCUUUGUACCACCAUGGCAACGGUCCCUACAACGAUGUCAACAUCCCCGGCUGCUGGUUCUUCAAGCUGCCUCACAAGGAUGGGAACGAUAACAACGUGGGAAGCCCUUUUGCCAAGGAUUUCCUGCCCCAGAUGGAGGACGGCACCCUGCGGGCUGCUGUGGGCCGCACCCACGGGACCAGAGCCCUGGAGAUUAACAAAAUGAUCUCGUUUUGGAGGAACGCUCACAAGCGGAUCAGUUCCCAGAUGGUGGUGUGGCUGAAGAAAGGGGAGCUGCCUCGCGUGGUGACCAGGCACCCCGACUAUAACGAGGAGGAUGAGUAUGGAGCCAUCCUGCCGCAGGUGGUGACCGCGGGCACCAUCACCCGCCGGGCGGUGGAGCCCACGUGGCUGACGGCCAGCAACGCCCGGGCCGACCGGGUGGGCAGCGAGCUGAAAGCCAUGGUCCAGGUGCCGCCUGGCUACUCCCUGGUGGGCGCGGAUGUGGAUUCCCAGGAGCUCUGGAUAGCUGCUGUCCUUGGCGAGGCGCACUUCGCCGGCAUGCACGGUUGCACCGCCUUCGGCUGGAUGACGCUGCAGGGGAAGAAGAGCAACGCCACAGACCUGCACAGCAAGACAGCCGCCACGGUGGGCAUCAGCCGGGAGCACGCCAAGGUCUUCAACUACGGGCGCAUCUAUGGGGCCGGGCAGCCCUUCGCCGAGCGGCUGCUGAUGCAGUUCAACCACCGGCUGACGCAGCAGCAGGCCCGCGAGAAGGCCCAGCAGAUGUAUGCUGUCACCAAGGGUGUCCGGAGGUGGGUGCUGCCCCUGGGGGAGGCGGAGGGGGAGCGGGGACAGGGAUGGCGGCUGUGUCCCAUGGGACACCUCAGCCUGGGUGUGUGGGUCACUCUCUCUCGCUCCUCCAGGUUUCAUCUCUCUGAGGACGGGGAGUGGUUGGUGAAGAAGCUGGACCUGGCUGUGGACAGGGCAAAGGAUGGAUCGGUGUCGGUCCAGGAUGUCCACCGGCUCCAGAGAGAAGCCAUGAAAAGGUCCCGGAAGAAGAAGAAGUGGGAUGUGGUGCUGCACCGAGUGUGGGCUGGUGGCACCGAGUCUGAAAUGUUCAACAAGCUGGAGAGCAUCGCCUUAUCCCCAUCCCCACAGACCCCGGUGCUGGGCUGUCACAUCAGCAGGGCCCUGGAGCCCGCUGUGGCCAAGGGGGAGUUUCUGACCAGCAGAGUCAACUGGGUGGUGCAGAGCUCAGCCGUCGACUACCUGCACCUCAUGCUGGUCGCCAUGAAGUGGCUUUUCGAGGAGUUCGACAUCAACGGGCGCUUCUGCAUCAGCAUCCACGAUGAGGUGCGCUACCUGGUCCAGGAGCAGGAUCGCUACCGGGCAGCCCUGGCCCUGCAGAUCACCAACCUCCUCACAAGGUGCAUGUUUGCCUACAAACUGGGCCUCCAGGAUCUGCCACAGUCGGUGGCUUUCUUCAGCGCGGUGGAUGUUGACCAGUGCUUGAGGAAAGAGGUGACCAUGAACUGCGUGACGCCAUCCAAUCCAACCGGCAUGGAGAAGAAAUACGGCAUCCCUCAAGGAGAAGCACUGGAUAUCUAUCAGCUAAUUGAAAUAACCAAAGGCUCACUGGAGAAGAAGUGAUGAUGCUGGAGUGCCAGAAUGAUAGUCGUCCAGAGAGCGCGCCAGGGCCUGGCUGUCCUUUCAGGAGGAGAUCGUUUGGCAAAGACUGAUCCUGGUCACUCUCUUUCCUUUUUUUUUCUUCUGUAAGAAGGGAUGUUCCUGGGGAAGAUUUUGAUAGCAGCACAGUCGACCAGCAGAGGUGCUUCUGAGGGCAGCAGCUAGCUGUAAAACCUGAGACAGUGACCUGAGUGGCUGCUUGCAUGCCCAUGAGCACAAAGGAAGAAGUCCUAAGUAUUUGGCAAGAGAAACAAGAAGCCAUCAUCUCCACACACGCAUUUCUCCAAGACCAAGGCACUGUGGGAGGAGGCAGCAGCAGCAACUCCAGCUUUAUUUUUUCCUCUGUCUCUUCUUUUUGGGUUCCUGGUUCUCGUCUGUCUGCUCCGCGGUGCUGCUCUGGAGGGGGAAGGAGAGAGCAGGGGUACAGUGUGUGAUUGGGUUUGUGUGAUUAGUCUAAGGAAUGUUUACUUAAAGCGAGAAACUAGAUGAGAAGAACAGGAUUUAGCUCUUUUUCCUCCCAGACAAAAUGACCUGAACACAGGACUCCUCUCGCCCACUGAGACUUUCCCCAUGGAAAGUUUGUGCUGGAACUUAGGCCCCGGGUUAUGAAUGGCACAGGACAGUCCCUGUUUGUGCUGGGUUUGGGUUGUUGAAACACUCAGGAAAUUACAGACAGAAGCACCAAUAAAAACCUGGACAAUCAGCAAAGUCAACUGUUUAUCUUUUUCUGCUGCACAGGUUGGCUGCCUUUCACCAGCAGUAUCUAGUAGAGGAGAUGGGUGGGAGGAGAACGUUGCUGGGCAGAGCUUGCCCUGCCAGCUCUUUGUCUGCAAAAGUUAACCUGGAUGGAAAGGUCUGAUCCUGGCCAACCAGUAGACCCUCAGAGGCAAUGCUGGUCAACCUCUCUGCUUG
This is a messenger RNA of Calidris pugnax (ruff), 4755 nucleotides long. It is a transcript of the gene POLG, whose product is annotated as polymerase (DNA directed), gamma. The coding region runs from base 58 to 3807 and encodes 1249 amino acids. The record is from RefSeq and is a predicted model, not a curated record. Gene Ontology annotation, biological process: mitochondrial DNA replication. Gene Ontology annotation, molecular function: 3'-5' exonuclease activity; DNA-directed DNA polymerase activity; DNA binding. NCBI's taxonomy places the organism in Eukaryota, Metazoa, Chordata, Aves, Charadriiformes, Scolopacidae. Gene Ontology annotation, cellular component: gamma DNA polymerase complex; mitochondrion. The transcript is spliced from 21 exons.